CCGUAUUAACGCGGUUGUGUCAGUUAACGAAACAGCUAUGCCGAAGUUUACAUAGUAUUUAUUUGAUCAAAAUUGAACAUGCUUAUCUGUAGAGAUUAAAACGAUAAUUGAUAAGGUUGUUAUAGGUAGUGUAAUAGUGUAAAUGUGUCAAGAUGAAGUAUCGUAAAAAACUAGUGUUAUUUACACUCUUUGCCAUGAACUUGGUCGAUCAGCCGGCGCCCGAGGUCAUUAUAGCGCAAGGGACUUUGAUCGGUAAAACAAGCGCCGAUGGAACUUUUUUUGAAUACAUGGGAAUACCCUACGCUAGCGCAAAUUCAAGUAAUCGAUUUAAGGCACCAUUUUCGGCGCCAUCUUGGGAUGGAAUUUACAAGGCCACAGAAGAAUUUUACUCUUGUCCCCAGAAAACGCCAAUAGGAGUUGUUGGUACGGAAGACUGUCUGAAAAUAAAUGUAUACGUACCAGCAUUUGCCGAGAAACCCCUACCAGUAAUGGUUUACAUUCAUGGAGGGGCCUUCAUACUGGGUAGUGGUGGAAAACUUAUAUAUGCGGCAGAUUUUCUAGUCAAACAUGACGUUAUUGUAGUUACAUUCCACUACAGACUUGGAGCUUUAGGAUUUUUAUGUUUAGGAAUAGAAGAAGCGCCAGGUAAUGCUGGUUUGAAAGAUCAAAUAGCAGCGCUAAGAUGGGUUAAGAAAAAUAUCGCUGCUUUUGGAGGAGAUUCCGAUAAUAUCACUAUUUUCGGUGAAAGUGCCGGAGCUACAUCAGCAGCUAUACUAAUAGCCAGCAAAGCCACUAAUGGAUUAUUCAAUAGAGCAAUUAUACAAAGCGGUAGCUCAGUUACUAGUUGGUCAGUAAAUAGAAAAUCUGUUUGGGUUGCCAGUCUUUUGACAAAAGAACUAGGAUAUAAGACUGAAGACCCACACGAAAUUUAUGAAAUACUAUCGAAGUUGCACUACAAAGAUCUCAUUAAAUUAAGACCAAAGAAACCAUUAGAAAUGUACUUCGACACACAACUUCUACACCUGCCUUGUGUCGAGAGAUCUUUCCCUGGUGUGGAACAAGUAUUGGAUGAUUUGCCAUACAAUUUGAUAUCAAGCAAUCCAAAGAAUAUUCCUGUGAUAUUAGGCUCAAAUAGCAACGAAGGACUAUUUUUAGUCGCUGUGGAAACAGCUGAUACUCUGAAAGAACGUAAUACACAUUAUUUGUUUGCGUCAGAUUUGAAAUUUGACGAUGAAGAUGAAGCAGCUAUGGUAGCUAAAGAAGUCAAAGAAUUCUAUUUUGGAGAAGAGUUGAUCAGUUUGAAAAGCAUUACGAAUGUUUCAAAAAUAUAUACGCAUUUAUAUUUUGAGAUUCCUGUUAUAUUGGAGAGCGAACUUUAUCUAUCUAAUAAUAAUGCUUCUAUUUAUAACUAUUAUUUUGAUUAUGAAGGUGGUAGAAAUUUCUUGAAAGACCGUACAGGGUAUUCGAAAGAAAAAGGAGCAUGUCAUGCAGAUGAAAUGUUUUAUUUGUUCGAUUCAAAAUUUUGGCCUUUUAAAGUACGUAAAAGAGAUCAAAAAAUAAUAGAUUUUAUGACUAAAAUAUGGACAAACUUUGCAAAAUACGGGGAUCCUACGCCUCCGUCUCAAUCAGAUCUACCUAUAAAAUGGACACCUAGUAAUGGAAAUUACCUGAAUUUCCUCUACAUACAAGAUCCGCCGAAAAUGGGCUCUAUUCCUAAUCCAAAAGCAUAUAAUUUAUGGAAAAACAUCUACACGAAGUAUAGAAGAACGAAUUUUCAAGACUAUUUAUAAUAACAUUUUUACAUGCGUUUUUUUAUAUUUUAGUUAAAAAAUUAUCUCUUUUAUAUACAAGGUAUCUCUUUUAUAACAUAUUAUUCAUUUUCAUCGAAACGAAAAUAAAUCUGCAACUUUUUCUACGUUGACAUAAAAAAUCUAUUCUA
This is a messenger RNA of Plodia interpunctella (Indianmeal moth), 1939 nucleotides long. Its product is annotated as esterase FE4. NCBI's taxonomy places the organism in Eukaryota, Metazoa, Arthropoda, Insecta, Lepidoptera, Pyralidae. Gene Ontology annotation, molecular function: serine hydrolase activity. Bases 153 to 1790 code for a protein of 545 amino acids. The record is from RefSeq and is a predicted model, not a curated record. The transcript has 3 exons.